AAUAGAUGGAACCAAUACCGAGUCUGCUAAACCGAUGAUAUGGUGAUUUUACAAAUUAUAACUUAGGGUUUACGGUUAGGCUUAUAUAAAUAGAUAGAAACAGUUCGAGUUAUCGAAAUGGCAUAAAACCUCUUUCAUUUUCUCCGAGAGAAUAUAGAGAAAAAGCAAGUUUAAAGAAUCUCUCUGACGACGGUUACGACCAUGGCGGCGGCGAAUCAACAACGACAACAAGAAGAAGCUGUUUCAGAUGACUUUGACUACGAGACCUGGGCUCCAUCCAUGAAAACUACACUAACCGAGAAAGGACUCUGGGAUGUCGUCGAGAACGGAGUCCCGCCUGAUCCAUCUAAGAUUCUAGAGUUGGCGGUGAAGAUUCGACCCGAAGAGCUUUCAAAAUGGAGAGAUCUCGUCGUGAAAGACACGAAAGCGCUUCAGAUUUUGCAGUCUUCUCUCACGGAAUCUGUUUUCAGAAAGACUCUCUCUGCUUCUUCGGCCAAAGAUGUUUGGGAUCUGCUUCGAAAAGGUAACGAACAAGCGAGGAUACGUAGGUUAGAGAAGCAAUUCGAACAAGUUAAGAAAGAUGAAAAAGAAUCGCUAGAUUGCUACAUUGAUAGGGUUUCUGAGAUCGCUGAUCAGUUGCGUGUUUUGAAAAUUGAGAAAUCCGAUUACCAGAUUUGCCAGAAGGUGUUCCCCUCGCUCUUAGAGUCGUACGAUGGUGAAGAAUCGAUGUUGGAUGAGCUCAUGAACGUGCAUCACAUGAGUGCUGCGAGUCUUGUUCAGUAUUUUUAUGAAAAUAGAUAUGAUUUUGGAUCAGUGAACGAGGAAGUUCUCCUUGAACUAUUGACCAACCUUAGGCUUAAACCAACGUCUGAGAAGUGGUGUGACGUGUGCUACAAGAUUGAUCACAACCAAGAAGACUGCAGCAGGAUGUUUCAGGAACAAGUUGUACAAGUUAAAGUUGAUUUUGAACUGGCAACGCCUGUGAGGUUAAAUGAAAAGACAUAUGAUGAGGAUAUUUGGAUGGUCUACGGGGCUGCCACAAGUCACAUGACUCCGUAUGAGAAGUAUUUCACCACUCUGGAUAGAAGUUUCAAAGCUACUGUGGGAUUGGUCGAUGGAAGACUUCUUAUGGUCGAGGGGAGAGGAAGUGUAAAGAUCAGGAUGAAGGGAGGGAAGAUGAAGACGAUCCAGAAUGUGAUUUUUGUUCCUGGGCUCAACAGGAACGUGUUUAGUCUUGAGAAGAUGAUAUCAAGAGGCUACAGAUUCAAAGAGGUACGUAAAGGCGAAUACAUUUUCUGCGAUCGGACUGAGGCUGAAUUUGGGGAAACUAUGUGGGAGUCGGAUGAUCAAGUAUUGGCUAUGCGUUUGAAGGUGGUUGAAGGUAAUCUCACCUCUUAAAUUUGGUGGAGACGACUUUUACUCGUGAGGUGGGAUCGCAUUUGUCUUUAUGUGAUUUGCAUACUAUGUUGCUAUUAUGAAUUGUUCUUGUGGUG
Molecule: messenger RNA, 1493 nt
Organism: Capsella rubella
Lineage: Eukaryota; Viridiplantae; Streptophyta; Magnoliopsida; Brassicales; Brassicaceae
Exons: 1
Coding region: 202-1398 (398 amino acids)
Source: RefSeq, a predicted model, not a curated record